This is a messenger RNA of Amblyraja radiata (thorny skate), 1683 nucleotides long. RefSeq names its product solute carrier family 45 member 2 (gene slc45a2). The transcript is spliced from 7 exons. Gene Ontology annotation, cellular component: membrane. Gene Ontology annotation, biological process: transmembrane transport. The record is from RefSeq and is a predicted model, not a curated record. Bases 1 to 1635 code for a protein of 544 amino acids. NCBI's taxonomy places the organism in Eukaryota, Metazoa, Chordata, Chondrichthyes, Rajiformes, Rajidae. Gene Ontology annotation, molecular function: sucrose:proton symporter activity.
AUGACACGCUCAACAACGGCGUCCCAGGACGAGUUAUUCCACCCCAGUAAGUCUCAGGUGCGAAAAUGCAGCUUGUCGAAAGCGGGCUACGAGGACCCGGCGGAGCCUCCGAGGAGGUCCACGGUUCGCCUCCUCAUGCACAGCUCGGCGAUGUUUGGAAGGGAGUUCUGCUACGCUGCUGAAGCGGCUUUCGUGACCCCACUGCUGCUAAGUGUCGGACUGCCCAGUAGCCUCUACAGCACCGUGUGGCUCAUCAGCCCCAUUUUGGGCUUUGUCUUGCAACCUAUCGUCGGCUCAGCGAGUGACUACUGCCGGUCCAGAUGGGGCAGGAGGAGACCCUACAUCUUAGCCAUAGGAAUCCUACUCGUGAUAGGAAUGAGCCUAUUUCUUAACGGAGAAUCGCUGGUGACAGCAAUCGUAAGUAACAGAAGGCAGAGGAAAAUUUGGGGAAUCCUCAUUACCGUCUUCGGCGUGGUCGUUUUUGAUUUCUCCGCAGACUUCAUCGACAGCCCCAUCAAAGCCUAUCUGUUUGAUAUCUGUUCCCACCGGGACAAAGAGAGGGGCUUACAGCUUCAUUCGCUGUUCACUGGCAUUGGAGGUGCUGUAGGCUACCUAGUAGGUGCUAUAGACUGGAUGACCACUCCUCUAGGACGUGCUUUAGGAUCUGAAUAUCGAGUUAUUUAUGUUUUUGCAGUAGUUAUUUUCAUCAUAUUUCUAACAAUUCACCUAUGCAGCAUACCAGAAAUUCCCCUUGGUCAAGAAGUAGAUCACGCAGAAUCAUAUUUGCUGGGAAAUAAUACCACUGGAUAUGGAUCUAUUGAUAACCAUAAGAAUGAUUCUCAUGAUCCAUGUGCUGAUACAACUUUGUCACCGGGGAAAGAAAUGGAAAAUGGUUCACUUAUUCCCUGCAAUAAACCAGAGGAUGAUAAGGUACCAAGGCGAAUGAACCUAAAGUCCUUGAUUAAAACCCUGCUCAAUCUGCCUCCUCAAUACCGUUCCCUGUGUAUUGGACACCUCUUUGGGUGGACAGCAUUUCUCUCCACCAUGCUCUUCUUCACUGACUUCAUGGGACAGAUUGUGUAUGCUGGUGAUCCAUAUGCUGAACACAACACUACAGCAUACAUUAUCUAUGAGCGAGGUGUUGAAGUGGGAUGUUGGGGCUUGUGCAUUAAUGCAAUUUUCUCAGCAAUAUAUUCAUAUAUACAGAAGAUCAUUAUGCCAGUCAUUGGAUUGAAAGGAUUGUAUUUUUUGGGUUAUUUUCUGUUUGGUCUUGGAACGGGAUUGAUUAGCCUCUUUCCCAAUGUUCACUCCAUCCUGGUCCUUUGUUCAAUAUUUGGAGCAAUGUCAAGUACGCUUUACACCGUUCCCUAUAACUUGAUAGCUGAGUACCACAGACAAGAAAAGAUUGAAAAAGCAAAGAAUGGACCAGCCUCUGGUGAAGACAGGGGGAAAGGUAUCGACUGUGCUGCUCUCACCUCCAUGGUCCAGUUGGCACAAAUCAUAGUCGGGGCAGGAAUUGGGGCUCUGGUUAACAUGGUUGGCACCGUGAAGGUGGUAAUGAUCGCUUCAUCCGCCAUCUCCUUUAUGGGCUGUUGCUUCGUUGCAUUAUUUGUUCAUUAUGUUCACUCAGAUUAAUGCAGAUUAUGAGUGAUGAUAGACACAAAAUGCUGGAGUAACUCAACG